AUGAAUUUUGCUUUGGUUGAGAUUGAAAAAUUGUUAUCAAUGAUGGGAAAGAGUCUUAGGGACUUUUCAGAAAUGCCAGUUGCAAAUUUUGAGAAUUAUGAUGUAAUAUCAAAUAGGUUGAUACAAGAAGAAUUGGCAUAUGAUCGUGUUGCUCAGGAGAAAGAGAAUAAUGAAUUAGUUAGUCAACUGAAAGAUGAGCAAAAGGUAAUAUAUGAGGAGGUGUUAACAAAUAUUGAAAGCAAAGCUGGUGGAUUUUUCUUCGUUUAUGGAUAUGGUGGUACUGGUAAGACCUUCUUGUGGAGAGCACUUUCAUCCGCUUUAAGGUGGAAGGGUGAAAUUGUUCAAAAUGUUGCAUAUAGCGGCAUAGCUUUUCUUCUGCUACCAAGUGGUCGGACAGCACAUUCUAGGUUCGCAAUACCUAUAUCUGUUAAUGAAGAUUCCACUUGCAACAUAAGACAAGGCACCCCGCUGGCUGAGCUUAUUAUGCAAAGCAAGUUGAUAAUACGGGAUGAAGCUCCAAUGAUGCGCAAGGUCUGCUUUGAAGCCCUAGACAGAACUAUGCGUGAUUUAUUGCGCUCCACAAAUCCAAGAAGCUGUGAAAUGACAUUUGGUGGUAAAACAUUUGUUUUAGGUGGCGAUUUUAGACAAAUUCUUCCGGUUAUUCCAAAGGAGGCCAACGAGAUUGAAGAGUUUGCAAACUGGAUAGCAGAUAUAGGUGACGGGAAAAUUGGGAAUACAACGGAUGGUGACGCAGAGAUAACAAUUCCAGAUAAGUUUCUGCUUAAAUGUGAUGAUGAUACUAUUUCUAUGAUUGUUGAUAGCAUUUUCCCGUUGUUUAGGAGCGGUAAUGGUGAUUUAUCAUACCUUAAGGAUAGUGCCAUAUUAGCUCCAACGUUGGAUGUGGUAGAUAUCAUUAACCAAUACAUGAAUGAUCAAAAUCCAUGUGAGGGUAUGACUUAUUUGAGUUGUGAUUCAGUUUGCAAGUCAGAUUCUAAUGCAGAUAUGUUAGCGGAUUUGCACACUCCAGAAUUCUUGAAUGGUCUGCGAUGUUCUGGUGUACCCAAUCAUGCAUUGACUUUGAAAAUUGGGUCACCGGUUAUGGUCUUGAGAAAUAUUGAUCACACUCUUGGCUUAUGCAAUGGUACAAGAUUGAUUGUAACAAGGCUAGAUGAUCACGUUUUGGAAGCAAAAAUAAUGGGCGGUACAAAUGCAGGGAAAUGUACCAGUAUGGCACUGCGCCGUCUUCUUCGUGAUAGCAGUACAGUAGUGCUCCUUCGUCUUCUUCGUGAUAGCCUUGUCGCCACCCAUGAUGUUACUUACUCGGCGCUGCACUCCUGGAAACUGACGGUGACUGUCAGGAAGUGA
Ipomoea nil (Japanese morning glory) is the source of this 1365-nucleotide messenger RNA. RefSeq lists its product as uncharacterized. The transcript has 3 exons. The coding region runs from base 1 to 1365 and encodes 454 amino acids. Gene Ontology annotation, biological process: telomere maintenance; DNA repair. The record is from RefSeq and is a predicted model, not a curated record. Gene Ontology annotation, molecular function: DNA helicase activity. Lineage: Eukaryota; Viridiplantae; Streptophyta; Magnoliopsida; Solanales; Convolvulaceae.